CUUCCAUGUUCGAUCUCGCUUGACUAAAGUUCAAAUGUGGAUACUCACAUACAAACUUGAAUGUUUACCGCGGUUUAUACGGCUGUAGGAUUAUGGCGGCUGCAGAGGUCGUCGCCUCCUGUAACGACGACGAUGAGCUGUGUCCGGCGAUGUUCGUCGAAUCCCAGCUGGAGACGCCGGACUCCGAAGUCAUCGACAGGGGGAAGCUGCUCGAGAAUCUACUUACCAUAUCGAACUCGGGGACGCCGGUGAUUCAGGAGCGAACGGAGUACCCAUGUCCCCUCUGCCGGGGCACCUUCCCUGCUCUCGGUGACCUGGUGAUGCACGAAUGUCCCAAGGAGAAGCCACCCCGGUCCCUGCUCACUUGUUGCUUCUGCAGCUUUGCCACUGAGCAGACUACUGUAUUUAGGGCACACCUAGAUUUACACAUCAAGCCGUCGUUGCGGUGUGGCCACUGCAACCACACGUUCCCGAAUGAAAACGUCCUGCUACAGCACCUGCAGCUGCACGGGUCCAGUUUGCCGCUGGAGCCCCUGGCUGCCAUCAACAGCACGUCGCCGUACACUGCCUACUUGUCGCCACAGACGACUCCCAUUCUGGCGAACAAUAACGGCACCCUCUGCGUAAUCAAUACACCCACCUACGUGGUGCCAGUGCUGGAGGACCACCACUCGAGGUACACAUGCACAUUGUGCAACGCUAUGUUCCACCGACUGAGUCUACUGGCAGCACAUGGUCUCAAGCAUUCCGAGUUUCCAGACAUCCACAUUCAAGAGAACCUCUUGCUGCCAGGCAGGGGCUCGCAAGAGCCAUUUGGAGCGCUCAUGUGCUCUCAGUGCUGCGUCGUGUUCACCCACCCGGUGGCCCUGGCGGCCCACUCUUGCAACUGCAAGGGCAACGAGAGCGGCGGGGCCAGUGCCCCUCUUUUGGCGGGGCAGCAGAACGUGUUGGCACCGCUGCAGCAGCUCGUCGAGUCACAGCCGAACCAGCUGUCGCCUCAGCAGCAGCUCUCUGCGGGAGUGGCCUCGAGCCCCGUGCGACUGUACUGUUGCCCGUACUGUCCCUACACCUCGUACCUGCUGGCCAGCCUUAUCAGACACAAGGAGGUCCACUUCUCUCAUCGUUGCAGUGAAUGCUCUGUCCGGCUACCUACAAUGCUUGCCCUUAUACAGCACAAGCAAAAGAUGCAUGCUGGUGCUCCCGCACCACCAACUCCAGUGACACCAGCCCCGCCAACAACCCCGGUGAACACUAAUGGUCCUCACAAACGAGGGCGGCCUAGGAAGACGCAAGAGCAGAUUGAGAUUGACAGGAUGGGGCGGAUAUGGCACUGCAAGACCUGCGGAGUCAGCUUGCGGAAAGGUGCCGAAGAUGCUGCCACCCACAAAUGCACGAUGUUCCGGUGCCCUCACUGCUCGUUCGAAACUCACAAACCGAACGGUCUCAACAUACACAUCAACUUUGCUCAUACCUUCAGAUGCCAGAGGUGUUUGAAAGCAUUUGUGACGAAACAGGAGCGCACGCUGCACUGCACCUACUCGUGUCCAGAAAGGCCAUUCAAGAACGUCACCGAAGAUGACAUCCCGUUGGCAGUGCUCAUGCAGCUCUCUGAGCGAAAGUCCAAUGAGCAGCAGGACCCUGCCCACCCUUCCAAAAAGUCUUCUGAGCAUUCUUCUGGACAUCAAUCUGGGACCACCUCACAGGACAAACAGCUGCAACCCGAAAAGGACCCCAGUGUAGCGGAAGCGUAUACCAGGAAGAGAGGCCGGCCUCCGAAAAAUAGACUUCAGGGGCCAUUGACAGUUCCACCGCCAGAUCGCGCAGAACCUAAAGCUGUUAGCAGAAAACGUGGAAGACCCCGGGGAAGGCGAAAAUAAGAAGCCUGCCCAAGUUGCUGGGACUGAGCUGCUUCUGGCCCUCAGUAUCAGCCCUUUGCUCCAAGCCUGCUGCCAUCAUUUUUUCAAGAACUCUCAACAGGGUUGGCAUCACCAGUGCUGCUCGAACACUAUAUAUUUUGUGAUACGUGAGAAAACCCCGCCUGUUUUCCCUUCAAGCUUAUCAGCAUACGUCCAUCACGAGCACUCCUUGUCGGCACAGUUUAAAAGUGAAGGCCGCCAAUGUGCUGGCAUGGUUUGACGACUCUCUACAGGACACGCCCGCUGGGUGCUCAGCAGUGCAGACACCACCAGGCAUGUGGUUGGUGGCUAGCUUCAAACCAGUUUCUUGUGCUUUCCGGUCAUAUUGGUGCUUCCAGGUGCAGUCGGCAGGAGCAUCGUAUAAAGCAUAGAACUAGUGUGCGUUGAUAGGAUUGAUUUUAAAAGAACGGCCGCCAAUCGUCACUUGCAUGGAAUGAAUGGAAUGAAAUGAAACGGUAACAGUCAACUCGGUGGAUUCCCAUAUGCUUGUUGUUGCCCUGCUUUUUUUUUUCUGUUGGUCUAAAUAAACUUUAGGGUGUCUUCCUUGAUUAUGUUUCUAUCUGUAUACUGAAGAAGAAGGAAGGUUGCCAGUGACUUUGUGACGCGCUACAGCAAUGGCUUUUGCGAUGCACUUUCUUGGUUGUAGAAACAAGUUUGUGUGAGUAAGUUGUGGUUCGCAUUUGUACAGUUACUGUUUGUUGAUCAGUUGGAGCUGCAAACACUCGUUAAAGCAUGUACUUUACUUAUUAUGCCUCCUCCAGAAAAAAUGUACAGGUCCAUUGAGAACCUGUGAAACAAUUUUAUGAUUAAGUCAUGCAUGAGUACGAAUUCUGCUCCUGUUACAUUAACUAUUUGCAUGCAGCCGGUGUGAUAACAUAACGAGGCCAUUACAGCCUCUUCUUGCAUACCAUGGCUGAAUCGUAUACAGCUUAUGAACUUAACCUAUUUACUGAGGCUGAUGUUUGCCACCAGAAGCCUUCGUGAUCUGAACUAGAGAAGUGAGCCUCUAAUUAUUCUUUUUUUUUUUCAAUUGGUUGGAGGAAGUUCACAGCCUCUGUUUUGCCUGUGGUGCGUGAUGGCUACUGCAUUCUCCCAAGAGAAAUUGUAGCUGAGAGACACGCGUGUAUCUGCACUGCUGUUUGCCGAGUUGGGGAAACUAAGGCCGUGCAUUGAUUUAGGUAAGCAGAUCAGUGACAAAACAGUUCCUGUGCCAAGCCAGAGAAGGUAUAGAUUGUCCAGAUAGUGCAAUUGUCGACAGGGCAUUCACAGGGAGCCAAAUAUGAUUGGCCAACAAUAUGUAACACUGAUGUUGUGGUAAUCAUAUCAUGCAUGUUUUUAAUCUUUAGUGUUAUAUUGUCGCUCAUUAUUCUUGUAUAUCACUAUCCUAUUCUGCCAAUGAUAAAAUCAAGUGAAAAUGUUAUGUACAUAAUGUUUUUGUCUUUUGGGGUGACGUGAAGGUGUUUUUCUGUGUGCAUGAGUGAAUUUCAGUGACGGCACAUUUACUGCACAGCCGUGCGACAGUUUUAUUUCGAAUGACUGGGCUGUGAAAAAAGCAGCAAGCAUUUUUUUUUUUUACCUAAUGGUGUGUACAAAUGUUAAAGAGCUAAACAGGUCAGAGUCAUGACAAGCUUAUGAAACUUGAGAAAGGGUGAAACAUAAGAGAGAGAGCAAAAGAAAAAACUGCUGUCAUAAUUAGUCAAUCCAACUUGUUCAUUUUGCAAAUAGACUUGCAUAGUGCCUAGCAAGUUUAUUGUCAAACUGACAUUGUUAAAAAUUUUUUUGUGGUGUGUGCUCAUGUGGAACGGGUACUCAAACUGUCGUGCUGAACAAUUUUCCUUUUUUUUUUUUUAAAGCAGAAUGGCGCUUGCAUCAGGAUGUGCAGUAAUUGAUUGAUAUGUGGGGUUUAAGCGUCCAAAACCACCAUAUGAUUAUGAGAGACGCCGUAGUGGAGGGCUCCGAAAAUUUCGACCACCUGGGGUUCUUAACGUGCACCCUAAUCUGAGCACACGGGUCUACAACAUUUCCGCCUCCAUCGGAAAUGCAGCCGAGUACCUUAGCCACUAGACAACUGCGGCGAGGCAGGAUGUGCAGAAAAGCAAGCUAAAUUUAGCCAAGGCAGCGAACAAGAGUGGCAAAACAUCAUACACUUGAUUUGAUGUUUAUAUCACAGGGUCACAUUUUCGAGUGUACAGCAGUUAAUUUCACUGCAUGCUGUUAAUGUAACAGGCAACCAUAAACCUGGCUCACGUAAAUAUCACACUAACAAAAGUUCUUCAGGAUUCGAAGUUCAAACCACAUAUUGCCGACAUCUUGUCUUGUUCCGCUUUCUGUCGUUCUGCACAUUCAUCACACAAGAAAAUCUACUGUCAAGAUUUUCAAUGCACUAUGGUGGUUCCAAAGCCAUAGAUUUUUUUUGCGUUUUGUGUUUACCAUUGAUUCCAAAGCACACAAAAAGUGUGCUUUGGAUUCAAUAGCAAACACAGUGGAUGAACCAAUGAUCGCAGCAGAAUAUAUCGUAUUCUAGGCAAUGCCAGCUAUAUCGUUUUAGAAACUGCAUUCAGGACACUGCCAUUACAUGGCAUGAGCAGGUACGCACCUGGUUAAUGUGCCAUAGCUAACAAUUGGUUUUCUUUCUUUUAACCCACAGCAAUUAGAGUUUCUGGUAGGAAGCCUAUAGGGGUUAAGGCAAGGGGAGAAAAGAAUGAGCAAGCAGGCUAGACAGUAGUGUCAUUCACCCAUAAAAUUGAGCUCAUGAAAAAAAAUUAAGGCAGUAGUGCCAAAGUCCCCCCCCCCCCCCCCCUUGUCCUGUUUCCUUCACAGAGUCACAAGCAGCACUUGAGUUGAAUUAUUCAUAAGCAAGCUCUUCUGCUGAAGUAAUUUUGGUGGCUGGCAAUUGCCUCAUUCCAUUUUGGGGCAUUAUAUGGCAUUAUGCAUUGUAUGCCUAAGUUCAGUGGCUGCGGUAUGGUAUGUCCUGAAAAACUGGCUGUUAUUAUUAACGUGAUAGUGUUAAAGAGCUUUUUUCGCAGAAAUUCCGGCGUCUGUGUCGAUGUCAUUGAUUGUGUGCGAAAAAUCAUCUUGUGUGUGACCGAAAAAACUAGAAAGAUGCAAACAAAAUAUAAAAAAUUCUGGGUCAGAGUGAGAAACGAGCCUAGGUCUUUUUUAUGGCAAGCGGUUUCUGCCAUACAGCCAUGUGUUUGCUUGUGAAUACAGUGAAAACAACUUCCUCUUGUUCGAAAUGCAGUGGCUUAAAGCCGAUCACCCGCUACACAAGGUGCACAUGUUACUGCACCUAUUCUCUUAAGGCCAAGUAGUGGGUACAUCACAAGUUCCAAAAGAUUUCAUGCACUAAGUGUUUGAAGUAUGCACUAGGGUAUUGCUAUCGCGUUCAACUCUUCCCCAAUUUUUUAAUACACUAUUGUAAACAGAUUUUGUAUUGGAUGUGGUUGCCGCAAGAGUAUAUUAUCCCACUGUCAAUUCAUCUGAAGCGGCGAGCAUUUUUAAACCAAGACAAUGUGUGCGCCAAUGAGACACUUGCCUGUGGAUUCAGAGGUGCGUUUAUGUGCAAUGCAUAACCAGUGCCAAAAUUUGUGCUCAAAAAGACAUCAAAUGUAAUCAUUUGCUACUAGCAACUCUUGCUGUUCAAGUGCGAUUGCCAUCUGGUGACACAUUUUAAGUGCUGUUACAUGUUCGUCAAGUGCUAAUGCGACAAAAUGGAACUUGCUCCGUACACAUUUCAGAGGGACACGAAACCAAAUUGUACAAGCUUAAAUGAGACGACUGUGAGCAUGCCAUGUCAGUGCAGUGCUUCGCGUUUCUGUGCACAGAAAUGUCUACACACUCUUUGAUGUCAUUGAAGCAUUGCCAAAAUGGCCUUUGCGGUUAGUCAAGGUGGGCAGAGAAGGGACAAUUUUGAGUUAGUGUAUGGUGAGAAAUCUUUUGUGUGUGUUUUAAAUGUGCAACUAUAUUGGCCACUCUACCCUCACUUUCAGUGAAAAUAGCUCGAAAGCCAUGUCGUUAUUUUCUUAAUGAGGCCCUGCAACACUUUUUGAGCAUAGUCAGAAAACGCUGCCAAUCGGUAGUUGAGGUUCCCGAGAAUGCGUGUGCCAAAUAUUAUGGCGCAGUACGCAACAUUUACGAUAAAUUCUCAGUCGGGCUGAAAAUCACUUUCUGCUCUCUCUACAAUUGACGCAGAGGCUCAAAAAUCAAUAUGUCCCAGGCCAAGUAUCAGCCACAGGCAGAUUUGAGCAUGGCGCACUUGGUCAUUACUGGGGCUGCCAUGAAAGGCCACGACUUGUCAACACGUGCAGUCACAGUGAAAAGGCGCACAUUUUAUUCAAAGUAAAAACAUACAAGCAGUUCUGUGUACGAAUACAACCGACCAGGAAAGCUCUUUGAAAAUUGAAUGCAGAAGAUUAUGCACCUGAUCUCACUGCUAGCUUUUAUGAAAGUGGUAGGGUGGGGAAUGUCUUUAGAACCAGUGCAAUUUCGUAGCUCCACUCGUGAGCCGGCACAUGCGGCCGACACGUGAAUAGGAAGGCGACGCACAUGUCUCUGCGAGCCGAGACACACAAGGAGUAGCCACUUGUGAUGCAUUGCGCAUUUCUUCGUGCUUGCUUUCUCCGUACUCGGUGCGUGAUUUGCGAACGCGUGAGGCAUGAUGUGAGAGGGAACUGCACCGUUGCUAGUUCUUGCUUCGGCUGUCGCGUCCACUUGAGAGCAAGCAUCAAUCGGAAGCUGCAAAACUAACCUUGCUCUACGUAAACACUGGGGUGAAGAGCAGUGGGAAGCUUUGAUGGCGACAGCAGAGUGGGGUCCCAAGGAGCUUCGCUCCCAAAAAGUGCUCAAGGUAAUGAGGCGUGGGUGACGUAGUUUCUUUCCCUGUGCUAUCUGUCCCUGCUCAGCGUUUAACCCUUUCGUCGGGACGAGAGAAAAGAGAAUGCGAUUGCAGCGUGGAACAAAUCUCAGUAACUCCUCUCGUACUAGACUGAUUCUGAAAAUUUUUGCGAAAGUGAAUUCGUGAGGCAAUAAACUCUUUUAGCGACUCCAUUCUAUGGCUGCUUGAAAAAAUGUUCCAGGGCCCCUUUAACAAAUGCAGCUAGCUACAUUGCCAAAUAGCUGAAAAAAAACUGAGCGUUUUCCCACCUGUUCAAAGCUCGACACCUGACCACCUGCAAGGGAGCAGUGGUUACAUGGACAGCAUAGACCAGUAUAAAAGUGAAUUUUAAACAAAACUCAAAACUCUGCAUCUUGGUUCGAUGAUUUGUCAUUGUCCUUUCCAACAUUCCCUCUCCUUGCAGUUUUCUAGUAUAUGUUACUUUGUAGUGAGUGCAGUUAUGUGAACGUUUACCAUUUCGCUGGUGAUGUCAGCAGCAAAUAGUUCCUCUUACCCGUAAAUCAAAGAUAAUUUUCAGCUACGUUUGUUUUUCAUGCUUGUGCUUUUCCCUCUGGCAUUGCAUUCAUGCGGAAGCUGGUCUUGCACUAUUGCACAAGUGUUGUGUAUGUCAACACUUGUGCAAUUCAGCUCGGCACUAAACUGCCACAACAUUUUGAUACCAUCUUGCAACAACUUGAGAAUCGGAGCAAAUUCUGUAAGAGAGUUGCCAUUCUUCACUUUCCCUAUAUAAGGAUUUCAUGUCCUUCUCGAGUCACUGUGACUGCAUCGCUCGCAUAACUCAACCUUGACCAUCAUUUUCAGUUGAAAAUACUUUAAAGCAACUUGCAUGUGAUGUUACAACAGCUCAUUGAAGUGCAGUUUGUUUCCAAUUCACUGUACCUAAAAAGAAAAACCCCAAAUCUUGACAAAUUAGGCAGAACUAUAAAAAAGUAGCCUCAUUGACCAGAUGUAUCGCAGUAUACGCUGAAUGUGGUUGAAACUGAGCAGAACAUGUUCGUCUCAAGAGUUCUAUUCGUGGAGGAUGGAAAGAAACUACAAGUCAAUUAAAGCAAAGGAACCACGCUCCAGGAUCACAAUGCAACAGCUUGCUGUUGCUGUGUUGUGCACAUUGCAUGAAACAAUCGAAGUUGCACAAGGAUAUGAUCAAAUGUGCACAGUACAGCUGCACAAGUGCACAUCAGUCAAAACAUGCAGGCAAAUCCUAGGCCAUGCAUGUUAGGGCCAAUCAAAGAGAUGGAGAGGCCUCAUGGUGGGCCAACUUUUUAUGGCACAGGAGAGAAAGAAGAGAGCUGGCUGGCAAACAGUUUCCGCAUGGUGGUCUCUUUCCUAGUUUCUUUCCAUCGUCCAUGCUAUUGUAAAGAGUUCUUGUAACAUUUCCGUGCUUAGUUUAAAGGGACACAACAGAGAAAAGAGUUGUUUUAUUGUAUUGGUAAAUUACUCUUUCCCAACACCAAAAUCACGCUUGCCACAAGAUGAUGCAUUAAAAAAUGCAUGUAAUGACGCCACCUGUAAAUUCCCGGACCAACAAUAGCCACGUAAAAGAUUUUAAGGGAAUCUACUGUGCCCUAUGUAUAGUUCUUAAUCGAUAAACAUGAAGUGCAUUGUUUGCUGAGGAGGCCGCAGACUUAAUAUGCUAAUUUUCAUGAAAUUUCGUUGAGCCAAUGUCACUGAAAUAGAAAAAAUAUACUUUGUAUACCGUGACGUCACACAUGAAGGUUUCGGUGUGAAAUUUUAGAAAAAAUGAAACCUUCAGCUUGAUUUUCCUCUCAUUAAUAAACCUAUGAUGAUGAAAAUCGACAUUUCAGCUCUCGGAGUGCACUGUAUCAAUCUAAAGCAAUUCAUCAUUUCACUUUAGUGUCCCUUUAGUUCUACACAACUCUUGUCAUGCAGGACUAUUCUUUUCUUGUGUGUGUUUUGUGUAAUGUUUUUUUUCUUUGUCCACUCUUGCAUUGCUUCAAGAUCUGUUAAGGCAGUUAUUUUUGGUAAUAAAGCAAUAUGUACUUUUGAA
Rhipicephalus microplus (southern cattle tick) is the source of this 8818-nucleotide messenger RNA. RefSeq lists its product as uncharacterized. NCBI's taxonomy places the organism in Eukaryota, Metazoa, Arthropoda, Arachnida, Ixodida, Ixodidae. Gene Ontology annotation, molecular function: DNA-binding transcription factor activity, RNA polymerase II-specific; RNA polymerase II transcription regulatory region sequence-specific DNA binding. Gene Ontology annotation, cellular component: nucleus. The record is from RefSeq and is a predicted model, not a curated record. Gene Ontology annotation, biological process: regulation of transcription by RNA polymerase II.